GUAUAUCGAUUGGCUUCAAUUAAUUGAAUUCAUUGAAAUAUGGUCAUCUCAAGGCAUUAGCCAUUUCUUCUUCUAUUUUUAUACCGUUUCACCACUUGUCAUGAAUAUCCUACAGUAUUAUGAGGCGAAAGGAACUGUAACAUUACUACCAUGGAGAUCAUUUCCUGUUGGGGAGAAUGAAAAUCCGAACAAAGACGUAUACAGGUUGGCACACAGUCUCGCAAACAAUGAUUGUUUGUGGCGUUCACAAGGUGCUCAUUUUGUUGCAUUCGUCGAUUUAGACGAAUAUAUUCUUACUACUAGUGGAAUUCGGGGUGAAAAUGCCCUGUCGUUUGGGAUUUCGACAGAAGUGCCUUGCCGUUUUGGAUUUAGGCUAGAAAAGCCCUGUCGUUUGGGAUUUGGGGAUAGAAAUGCUCUAUCAUUUGGAUUCGGGACAGAAGUGGGCUAUGACUUCCACUGGCAUGAUAUAAGUUUUGAAUGGUUAACUAAUGUAAGUUAUGGAUUGGCUGAGGUAGACGGACCACAUAAACAAAUAGUACGACCAGAAACAGUUUCAAUUAUCUCCACACAUUCAACGAGAAAGAGCUAUCCUGGUUAUAUCGAUGUUAAUCUUAAUUCAUCUGAGGUUAUCCUAUUACAUGCAUCCUAUAAAUGGUCCGAAACGAAUCAUUCAAUGAACAACCUUGUCACUGUGCCACAACUUCUUGCUGGCAUUCUGCCAUCCCUAAAUUCAGCCUAUCGUGAAAUAGGCCAACUACUAUUUAAAAACGAAACAAUGAGAAUUGACAGGAUGUUGCAGAUGGAAAUUGCCAAAUGCAUCAAUCGAUGGCAUAUAAACAAAUGUAAAUCGGUUGAAAUGUGCAAGACGGAGAUAGUUCGCCAGACGAGAUGGGUCCAUGCGGAGAAUGUCACCAAUGAUGAAUAUCAGCUGGUGUAA
This is a messenger RNA of Loa loa (African eye worm), 937 nucleotides long. RefSeq lists its product as hypothetical. The transcript has 7 exons. The annotation marks the transcript as partial. NCBI's taxonomy places the organism in Eukaryota, Metazoa, Nematoda, Chromadorea, Rhabditida, Onchocercidae. The record is from RefSeq and is a predicted model, not a curated record.